Messenger RNA from Peronospora matthiolae, 1317 nucleotides. NCBI's taxonomy places the organism in Eukaryota, Oomycota, Peronosporomycetes, Peronosporales, Peronosporaceae. The record is from the annotation of a GenBank genome assembly.
AUGGACGUCAAAACGGCGUUUCUUAACGGUAUGCUUGAAGAAGAGAUCUACAUGAAGCAGCCUGACGGAUUUGUUGAUGCCAAUCAUCCUCACCAUGUGUGCAAGCUCAAGCGUGCGUUGUACGGACUCAAGCAAUCCCCUCGUAUGUGGAACCAGACUAUUGAUGAGUUCAUGCGCAAUAUUGGCUUCACCAAGUGCGAGAUGGAUCACUGUGUCUACGCCAAGCGUGACGACAAGGUCAUGAUGUUUGUUGUCAUAUACGUCGACGACCUCAUCCUUGCGUGCAACAACAUGGACAUCCUCGCAGCCACCAAACGUGCAUUAAGCGAGCGAUUCGAGAUGUCCGAUCUCGGUGAGCUUAAGUAUUGCCUCAGAAUAGAAGUCGAGCGCGAUAACAAGUCAGGUGAUGUAUCGAUGAAACAGACUAAGUUCUUGCGAUCGAUUCUGACCAAGUUCGGUAUGCAAGACUCUAAGCCUGUAAAGACGCCGCAAGAUCCCGGACUGAAGUUGACUAAGCGCAUGUGCAAAGAUGGAUGCAAGCACAACUACACCAUGCAAGGAGUGCCAUACCGAAGUGCCGUCGGAGCCUUGAUGUACCUCAUGGUAGGCACGCGUCCAGACCUCGCAGCUUCAGUGGGAGUGCUCAGCCAGUUUGCUGCUGACCCGUGUCCGACACACUGGCAAGCACUCAAGCGCGUGCUACGGUACCUGCAAGCGACUCCUACACUUGGUAUUCGUUUUAUUGGCGCUGGCAAUGGUAAAUUGCUUGGCUAUUCCGAUGCCGACUGGGCUGGAGAUAUUGAUACUAGACGAAGUACCAGCGACUACGUAUUUGUGCUAAACAACGGCUGCAUCAGCUGGCGUAGCAAGAAACAGCGCAGCGUGGCACUCUCGUCUACCGAAACAGAGUACAUGGCACUGUCGGAGGCGACCCAAGAAGCGACGUGGCUCAAGACGUUCAUGCGUGAGCUCGGCGAAGAAGCAGGCGAUGACACUCUAACUAUCUAUGAAGACAAUCAAGGUGCUAUUGCGUUGGCCAAGAACCCAGAGUUCCACAAACGCACCAAGCACAUCGACAUUCGCUACCACUUCGUGCGAGAAAAGGUCGAAAAGAAUCAAGUCGUGCUACAGUACUGUCCGACGCAAGAUAUGCUCGCUGACAUCAUGACCAAGGCAAUCGCAGCGCCACAGUUUACCAUCCUCCGUACUAAACUCGGCAUCACUGUCGGUGUCGAUACCGAGUCGAGUGGGAGUGUUGUAAAAGAAGCGACUCGGCAUGCAAACGGCAACCACAAGAACGUACGUGCAGACAAUUAG